AAAGCAAUAAACCUUUCUUCAGAUAUUUCUCCUUCUUUUCAGUUUCUAACAUGGUAUAAAAACUACAAGCUCCUGGUUCUUCUUUUUUUAAUCUUCACUGUUUGGCUUAUGAGUUGGUUUUUCAGAUCUAUUCCAGAUCAGAAACUUUGUCAUUGGGUUCUCUUCUCUUACAAAUUGGAUUGUUUAUUCUCAGAACCAUGACUCAUCCUGUUGCUACAAUGGUUGUCAAAGAAGUGAUAGACCAACCUAUUGUCAACCCUGAAUUUAUGGUGAGUUUUGAAAGAACUAUGACUCAUCCUGCUGCUGCAAUGGUUGUCAAAAAAGUGAUAGACCAACCUAUUGUCAACCCUGAAUUUAUAAAACAGGUGAUAUUAAAUCAUCUUAAUGCUCCUAUGGUGUCAUCUUCUGAUCAACCUCCACUUUUUACUAACCCUUCUAUUGAGCUAUUUCCUAGUGAAUUUGAUGCAAAUACAUUUGAUGAGCUCCAUGAUGCCUCCCUACAUGCCCCACCUAGUUCUAUAGAAGAUGCUUUGCUUGUUGGUAAUGCAUUAGACAAUGAGGAAGUUUACAUGCAACCACCUCCUAGACUUGAGCAUCCUCCAAACAAAGUUUGUCAAUUGAAGCGAGCUUUGUAUGGUUUGAAACAAGCACCUCGAGCUUGGUUUGCCAAGUUUGCACCACCAUCAGUGAAUUUGGUUUUACUUUUAGAUCUCAUGAUACUACGUAUUCAUGAUCUUAAGCAAUUUCUCAAUCAUAAGUUUGAGAUGAAAGAUCUUGGUGUUUUGAGUUAUUUCUUGGGACUUGAGAUUGCAUCUACUCAUUUUGAGCCAAAUGUUCGAUUUACAUCUAUGGAUGGUUCUCCAUUAGCUAGUCUUACUUGCUACAGACAAUUGGUUGGAAGUUUGAUUUAUCUCACUACAACACGACCAUACAUAGCUUAUGCAGUUCAUGUUGUUAGCCAGUUUAUGGCUACACCUUACUUCACUCACUAUGCAGUAGUACUUUGCAUUAUUCGCUAUAUUAAAGGUACCAUUUUUCAUGGACUUCACUUUUCUACUCAUUCAUCUCUUGAACUUUGUGCUUACUCUGAUGCUGAUUGGGCUGGAGACUCUGAUUAUCGUAAAUCAACCACUGGCUAUUGUCUUUUUCUUGGUGAUUCCUUAAUCUCUUGGCGUAGCAAGAAGCAAACAGUUCCAUCAUGUUUUAGCACAGAGGCCGAAUAUCGAGCACUUGGAGACACCACAUCAGAGUUACUUAACUUAUGUUGGUUACUAAAAGAUAUGGAUGUUCCUCAACCACCUGUUACUAAUCUUUAUUGUGACAAUCAGAGUGUUAUGCAAAUUGCUCAUAAUGAUGUCUUCCAUAAACGCACUAAACAUAUUGAGGUCGAUUGUCACUUUAUUCGCCAUCAUGUUGCACAAGGAACUAUUCAUUUGGUUUUCAUUGGCUCUGCUAAUCAACUAGUAGACUUUUUCACUAAGGCUCAUUUUCUUGGACGCUUUCGUACUCUUAUUUCCAAACUUAAGUUGGUUUCAUCGCAACCACCUUGAGUUUGAGGGGUAAUGUUAAGAUGUGAACACAUUUAUUGUGAACACUUUAUACCUUAGAAUAUUCUGUUUAUAU
This is a messenger RNA of Rubroshorea leprosula, 1623 nucleotides long. The record is from the annotation of a GenBank genome assembly. Lineage: Eukaryota; Viridiplantae; Streptophyta; Magnoliopsida; Malvales; Dipterocarpaceae.